AUGGGUCGGCUCGACCGGAGUGAUAGUGAAGCUUCACAGAAAACCGGCGCCAGGAUGGAGCUCCCAGUUCUAGACAAGUUCUGUUUCGUGUUCGAUCUGAAGACAGGAUGCAUGGUCAUGGGGUUAGCCAAUACUGGCCGGGCGGGAGGUUGUGUCAGAUUCUUACUGACUAAAAACCCCCCUGUGCCUUCUCCUGCUCUGGGCCGAGGUCGCAGUGCCUCAUUGCACUUACCCCGCAACCCCGGCUUCUUAGAUCGAGAUAGGAUUGAGGCUAAUGGCCUGACUAAACGACACACAACCCAAGCCAAGAUCAUAACCUUCGUCCUGACGCUGCUGCUCAUAACGUUUGCAGUGAACAUCAAAGACAUAUCGGAGGCGCAGAUGAAAAGGGAUGAUGUAGAGUACGCCAUGUCUUCAGUGGUGUACACUAUCGUGGUCCUUUUGAUCGUGCUACUCGUGGUGAAGUUCCUUUUGGAUUUGGUCUUCGUGUACGCAGUAUAUAAGGAAAAGUGCAGCCUCCUGAAGAAGUACUGCAUCUUCUGGAUCAUUUUCCUUGUCCUGUACAUCAUUGGCUUCCUGAAGACUCUCUUCCACAUGGACGCUGGUCAUGUCAUCUCUCAGAUAAUCUUUAUAGCUGAAAACUUCUACUUCAUCGUGGUGAUUAGGAGCUAUUUGAUAUCAAUAAACGAAGACGGUGUUCUGUAA
Molecule: messenger RNA, 705 nt
Organism: Spodoptera exigua (beet armyworm)
Lineage: Eukaryota; Metazoa; Arthropoda; Insecta; Lepidoptera; Noctuidae
Source: the annotation of a GenBank genome assembly